AUGCUGCAGAAUGGGAAGAAGUUUGACUCUUCUCGAGACAGAAACAAGCCCUUCAAGUUCAAGAUCGGGCGACAGGAAGUCAUCAAGGGCUGGGAGGAAGGAAUCGCACAGGUGAGAUGGCAUUGUCGUACAGCAGAAAGUGCCACUCCAUCUCUGCACUCAUGAUAUUUUAUGUUAAUAUUGCAACACAUGAUAAGCAAGUGUUGACAAUUCCUCUACUUGUUGUCUUCCUCCCUUUCUGUCUCCCCCAGAUGAGCGUGGGCCAGCGGGCAAAAAUCACCUGCACGCCGGAUAUGGCCUAUGGAGCCACAGGUCACCCUGGUGUCAUCCCCCCCAACGCCACCCUCAUCUUCGACGUUGAGCUCCUUAAGCUGGAGUGA
This is a messenger RNA of Coregonus sp. 'balchen', 380 nucleotides long. NCBI's taxonomy places the organism in Eukaryota, Metazoa, Chordata, Actinopteri, Salmoniformes, Salmonidae. The record is from the annotation of a GenBank genome assembly.